GACCAAUCUCAUUGGCUGGAAAAGACACACGCAUGCACACAAAAACACACACUGUCCAGCAACAGAUAGUUCAGUGAAGUGAUCGAGUGUAGAUCAGUGCAAGGUUAUCUGCUGGUACAAAGAGGACUUUACUGUGACCGUGGGAGUGGCCACUUUCAUCAGAUCAUUCUUCAAGAAGAAGCUUCAAGGACUAAUAGCAAGCACACAAGUCUCCUGCAGGUAACAAGCCGGAAAAAUGUCUGACGGGCUGAUUGAAUUGGAAGAGACCGCAACCCAUACAGGUCCAAAAGGGGUCAUCAAUGACUGGAGGAGGUUUAAGUUGGAAAGUAUGGACCAAGAAAAUUUGCCUCCUGCAAAAAGGGAACUGCUGAGACAAAUGUCAUCCCCCAACAGAGUAAAAGAUGCAUCCAGAGCAAACCUUAACCGCAAGAUGAGUGUCCAAGAGUAUGAACUGCUUAAGGAGGAGGAUGAAGGAUGUCUAAAGAACUACAGAAAGCGGUGCAUGCAAGAGAUGCAUGACAAGCUCAGCUUUGGGCCCAAGUUUGAAGGUGUGUAUGACCUGGACAGUGGAGAGGCUUUCCUGGAAGUUAUUGAAAAGGAGCAUCACAGCACAGUUGUGGUUGUCCACAUCUACAAGAAUGGGAUUAAAGGCUGUGAGGCACUCAACAGCUGCCUCGACUGCUUGGCCACUGAGUAUCCCACCGUAAAGUUCUGCAGGAUUGAUGCCGUCGCCUCUGGUGCCGCCGAGCGAUUCUCAGAUGAGUAUUUGCCCACACUGCUAGUGUACAAGGCUGGAGAGCUACUUGGAAACUUCCUGGCCUGCACACAGCACCUAAAUGAGGAAUUCUUUGCUACUGAUGUGGAAGCUUUCCUCAACAGCUACGGCUUGUUGCCAGAAAAAGAUCUGCCUCGGAUGGAAGACGAUGAAGAAAAUGACGUUGAGUAAAUACAGAGUUUGGCUGCUGAUGAAGAACCAAAGCUGUGUUAGGUCACUGGAAAAAGCUCUGAGAAAGACAGUUAAAAUAAAAAGAUGAAUUAUUCCUUUGGGUUUCAAUAAAUAGAGAAGCAUAACAUUUUGAAUAGCUCCCUAGUAUUUGAGAAUUGUUUUCUAAAGGAAAACUUUUACAUCCAGUGUCCCAGAUAUGAGUGCUUCCGAAUACGGGUGUGACAGUUACAGCAAGGUGAGGAAAAGCAGCUUUUAUUUAUACAACAUAGAGCACUCACCUCUAUCCUAAUAUAAGCCAAAAUUGUAACGUUAAUUGCAAUGUUACAUGCUGUAUGUACUUGUAAAAAUAAUAAUUGAUAGUCUUUUUGUAGUUUUUAUAUUUAAUUGGACUGAUAUUUACACAGACUACUAGUAAAAAUUCAGGGUUUGUACAAACUAACAUCCCCAAAUGUGACAGACAUGUAUAUGUGAUGUAUCUAUGGUGUUCUACCAGCAUUUGAAAAGAGAGAGAAAAAAUAAAUACAUUUUAAAGCC
This is a messenger RNA of Archocentrus centrarchus (flier cichlid), 1480 nucleotides long. RefSeq names its product phosducin b (gene pdcb). Gene Ontology annotation, biological process: regulation of G protein-coupled receptor signaling pathway. The coding region runs from base 236 to 946 and encodes 236 amino acids. The transcript is spliced from 5 exons. NCBI's taxonomy places the organism in Eukaryota, Metazoa, Chordata, Actinopteri, Cichliformes, Cichlidae. Gene Ontology annotation, cellular component: photoreceptor outer segment. The record is from RefSeq and is a predicted model, not a curated record.